AAUGGACUCAUCUUCCUCGCUGGAGGGGGCAGAAUGGCUCCUUUGCAGCUUUCAGUAGGGUGAAAGGGCUUCCAGUUAUCGACUUCAAGAAAGUAUCUCUGGAGUAUCUCUGCAGACUCUGAUUCAGGCGCAGGUUAAGCGUUUCUCUUGCCUCUUGCUGUGAGAUUUGAAGGCUGACUUCAACUCGGCUCUUCCCCCCCCCCCCCGUCAGAAUAAAAUGACUACAGAUUAUGAAUCCUCAUCAGCCUUUGGUCUCCAGUUUCAGGAUGCGCAGAUGGGACUUAAAAGGGAGACCCAGGAUGAACCGGCAGCUGCCCUCCAGCCAGGAUCUGAGGAAAUGGGAGAAGCUCUUCAGCAUCAGUGGACAGCCCUAUCUGUUAAAGCAGAACCAGAUGUGGGUCUCUGGUCCCACCAAUAUGAAGCUCAGUUGCAGGAGUUCAUGAAGACACAUCAGGCCCCUUGCUCCGGACAAGGAAUCCCACCGCUGCCAGAAACUGUCCUCUGCGUUGAUGCUAAAGUAGUUGCAGCAGAGCAGUUGGCCCAAAUCCUGCCAUGCACUCAGAAACCAAGUCAACAGGCCUGUGACAGGCUGGACUCCAUGGUGCAAGGAGAAGGCCACAAGAGAGAAAGACAUGAUAUCCUGAACGAGGAGGCCACCGUCAGCUCAGAUGUACCCUGCCAACACUUUAGGCAGCUCAGGUACCUGGAGGCUGAGGGCCCCCGAGAGGUUUGCAGCCAGCUCCGGGAUCUUUGCCAUCGGUGGCUGAAGCCGGAGAGGAACACCAAGGAGCAGAUCCUGGAGCUGGUGAUCCUGGAGCAGUUCCUGGCCGUCCUCCCUCAGGAAAUGGAGAGCUGGGUGAAGGAACAUGGCCCGGAGACCUGUUCCCAGGCAGUAGACCUGGCAGAAGAUUUCCUGCUGAGGCAGCAAGAUGCUAAGAAAGAGGAAGAACAGGAGCACUUUCACGUGAUCACAGUCAGCUUCCCUGACGAUGAACAGGCUUUGUUGGAAACCUCACAGAGCCAGUCCCACCGGGAGAUCAAGCAGGAGGAUGAAAGGGAUUCCAGCUCCCCAACAGGUGACGGACACAUGAAUGGUGAGCGUUUGGAGGAAGCUGAGCUUCGAAAGCUGAAGAAAAGCUCAGGAGAUCAACGUGGAUCAAACAAACGGAAAGAAAAAACAACGCAGAGGCGGAGAGAGAACUCUCUUCUUUGUCAGGCGGGUGGUAUUGGAGAUCAACUGAUAAUCCCCACAGGAGAGAGCAGGGACGUGUCCACCGUGUGUGAGGAAAGCUCGAGUGAUGCCACAGGCCACGAUGGGUUCUUAGGAGACGAGCCUUAUACCUGCUCCGCCUGCGGAAAAGUCUUCCGUCUCAAGUCAAGCCUCAAAAGACACUGGAGAAGCCACACGGGCGAGAAGCCGUACACCUGCUUAGAUUGCGGGCGGAGCUUCAGCUGGAGGAGCAGCCUCACCACACAUCAGAGAACCCACAUGAGUGAAAAGCAGUACAAAUGCUCCAAGUGCGGGAAGACCUUCCGCUGGAGCCAGAACCUCACGAGGCACUGGAGCAUCCACACCGGGGAGAAGCCCUACAAGUGCUCCGACUGCGGGAGCAGCUUCAACCGGAGCCAGAACCUCAUCACUCAUCGGAGAAUCCACACAGGAGAGAAGCCGUACAAGUGCUUGGACUGCGGGAGCACCUUCAACCGGAGCCAGAGCCUGAUCACGCACCAGAAGACGCACGCGGGAGAGAAGCUGUAUAUCUGCUCAGACUGCGGGAAGACCUUCAACCGGAGCCAGAGCCUCGUUGCUCAUCAGAGACUCCACACGGGGGAGAAACUCUACAUGCUCCGGAUGAAAGGAGAGCUUGCGAAGAAAAUGCAGCCUCCUCAGACACGGGUGGAUUUGCACACUGCGGACAUGAUAUAGUAGGGUUGCCAUAUUCCAAAAAGUGAAAAUCCAGACACAAAUGUUGUUGAGCAGGAUCUCCCCGCAAAAAAAGAGAAAGUUCUCAAGCUAUUUUUAAAGGAAAUUUGCCCCCCCCCCAAAAAAAAUCAAUGUUGUGGAUUUGAGCUGCCAUAUGUCUGGAUUUUUCUGGACAUUUUAACUGAUUUUUGAAAAUUUCGCCCAGACGCUGACAGCCCUAUGAUAUAGGCGGGCUCACAGCGGAUGGGGGAAAGAUGGGUUUGAGAGCCACCCCUUGUUUAGAUAGGUACAAGGAUACAGUGGAAAAUGAGUGCUGGAAAUGUUCAUUUAAGUCGGGGGUUGCUGGUGUGGCAGCCUGAGGGUGCUGGUAUACCCACUGGGACCUCCUGUGGUGCCUGCAAAAGGUCUCUGUAAAUAUCCCCUCAAAAAUCCACAAUGCACAAAAGACGCUUUGCUCUUCCUACUCUGUUCCUGUUUGUACUGGCUCUGCCUCUCCUGCAGUGAACACGCCCCCUUUCAAUAUGCCCAAGUUCCAUUGGACGCCAGGACUGGAUGCCCGCCUUCCCUUCCAUUCUGAACAGGGGAGAGGUGCGAAGAACUGCUCUCAGCGGUGGCUGAUAUAGGUGCCUUUCACCCCAUUUAUCAGGCAGCUGACGUGGAGGCAUGCUUCCAUCAUUUGGCGAUCCUGUCUCUCUUCCUCCCAAUGCUGUUAGAUGUGGUGUGUGUGUUAUAGCAAACACUCCUGCAUGCAGCAUUUUCUCUAAAAGUCAAGGGCUCUGUGCAAAUCUCUUUUCUGUUGAGCGAUCAAGGCCAAUGAAGGAGGACUUGCUAAGCUUGUGUAGCAUAGUGGACAUGGGUUCAGAUUUUGGGAUGUCACAUUGACAGCGAAUACUUAGCCAGAGCCCGACCUCACACAAACACCUCUCCCCAAAUAUGUGUGCAGUAUGCUGGAAAUAAAACUGUUGUAUGUUAGUUAAAAUAUUAAAUUCGAUCAUCCCUGAAAGUUGAACUGUAUCCUCUGACUGAACAUUCCUUCAAACUCCUAGGAAAGAGACUACUAGCCAAUGCUGCUUCUAUGGACUAUAUUUCUUCUUUUUCCUAGCAAACUGCCUAAAACGAAUCCUUAGUUUAGUUAAUAUAAACAUUGACUAGAUUCCUGCCUUCCGCCACCUGCCAAGGAACCUGGGUGUUUUAACCUAGAAAUGAAGACCCAUCUAGUAGGUGGUGUAUUUUACAUUUUAAAAUUUGGGGGAAUUGAUUUAGUGCUUGUUUUCCCCUUCCCAGUAGCCCUGAAUCCAACCCGAAACCUGCAAACCACCUCACAGCCUCAGUUCAAUCCUGGCAACAGCCAUUUCCUUCCCCCAUCUGGAUUUCCUCACCCCCUGCCCCAUUUUUGUUUACCAUCUAACCCAGGCAUCCCCAAACUGCAGCCCUCCAGAUUUUUGGCCUACAACUCCCAUGAUCCCUAGCUAAGAGGACCAGUGGUCAGGGAUGAUGGGAAUUGUAGUCCAAAACAUCUGGAGGCCCGAAGUUUGGGGGUGCCUGAUCUAACCUGAUGAAGCAUUCUGUUGACCUUGAAAGCUGGCAAGCUGUUUUCUGACAUUUUUAAAAGGUACAGUAAAGGUAAAGGGACCCCUGACAGUUAAGUCCAGCCGUGAACGACUCUGGGGUUGUGGCACUCAACUUGCUUUACUGGCUGAGGGGGCCGACAUUUGUCCACAAGCAGUUUUUCCAGUCAUGUGGCCAGCAUGAGUAAGCCGCUUCUGGCAAAACCAGAGCAGCGCACGGAAACACCGUUUACCUGCCUGCCAGAGCGGUACCUAUUUAUCUACUUCCGCUUCGAUGUGCUUUCGAACUGCUAGGUUGGCAGGAGCUGGGACCGAGCAACGGGAGCUCACCCCGUCAUGGGGAUUUGAACCGCCGACCUUCUGAUCGGCAAGCCCUAGGCCAGGCAUGUCAAACCUGUGGCCCUCCAGAUGUUUUGGCCUACAACUCCCAUGAUCCCUAGCUAGCAGGACCAGUGGUUGGGGAAGAUGGGAAUUGUAGUCCAAAACAUCUGGAGGGCCGCAGGUUUGACAUGCCUGCCCUAGGCUCUGUGGUUUAGACCACAGCACCACCCACGUCCUUCCUGGGGUGAAAUCCUAAAAACAACUCAACUUCAAUCCUAAAAUAAGGUCAACAACUUUGGUCGGGCCCCACGGCCCUUCACUUCAUCAAAUCUGGCCCUCUUUGAAAGAAGUUUGGACACCACGGCUUAAAGCCUUUCCCUCAAUCUCAUGGGAUAAUCCAUACAGGCAGAUAUAUUUUAGAACAAAAUACUCCCCAAGUACAAAGGAGCUCUUUUUGCAUGAGAAUUCUUUUUUUGUUGGAACUGCGCAAUAAUAAUCACCAUUUUGUUUCCCUCUUCAGCCUGGGCUGCCAUAUCUGAUCUUGUUUUGCCGACUUCUCAUUAAAGGUUUCCAUUGAGGGCUGUAUAGCAUGCAUUCA
This is a messenger RNA of Zootoca vivipara (common lizard), 4411 nucleotides long. RefSeq lists its product as uncharacterized. Lineage: Eukaryota; Metazoa; Chordata; Lepidosauria; Squamata; Lacertidae. The record is from RefSeq and is a predicted model, not a curated record. Gene Ontology annotation, biological process: embryo development; regulation of transcription by RNA polymerase II. Gene Ontology annotation, molecular function: DNA-binding transcription factor activity, RNA polymerase II-specific; RNA polymerase II cis-regulatory region sequence-specific DNA binding. Gene Ontology annotation, cellular component: nucleus.